AUGCCGGGCGCAUAUUUUUCAUUAAUAAAAUUGUUUUGUUUUUUCAAUAAUUCUCUGUUUUUUUUUCUUUCUUUUUCUUUCUUUUUUUUCCUCCUUUUUCUUUCUUUUUUCUGCCACUGCUAUCUAUCUAUCUGUCUAUCUAUCUAUCUGAAUCUGUUCAUAUCUAUCUCUCUAUCUGAAUCUGUUAAUAUCUAUCUAUAUAUCUAUCUACUACAGUCUGUUCACUAUCUCUCUAUUUGUUCAUAUCUAUCUCAAUUUGCUUAUAUCUAUGUAUCUAUCUACAUUCAAAUUGUUCAUCUAUCUAUCUAUCUAUCUAUCUAUCUAUCUAUCUAUCUAUGGGCAGAAAGCCCUAGAUGCCGGAACAUAGACACUCGGAACCAUUACGAUUCUUUCUUCGACCGAAACUACAACGACGGGCGCGCGCGUGACGUAUUCGAACGCAUCACCUCCGUCCCUGAUCGCAAUGAAUACGAACAAGUCCGAAUAGAAUCGCGAGAGAUGGACUUUCGACGCGAGUAUCUGUCAUGGACUGAAGUGAGCGCUUCGAAGGAACGCGACAAAAAAACUCGAUUCGUUCAGGAAAUUCAUUACAACAUCACUUUAGUUCGAUUAAGCCGAUUAAGUUCUAUUGUCAUUAAUUUUUAA
Molecule: messenger RNA, 645 nt
Organism: Acanthosepion pharaonis
Lineage: Eukaryota; Metazoa; Mollusca; Cephalopoda; Sepiida; Sepiidae
Source: the annotation of a GenBank genome assembly